GCCUUUUGUUUUUGUUUUUGGCGGUGAUAUACGAAAUUCACGUACAUUGGUUAAAAUAACUCGUUGGAUGGAUUGGCAACAACGUUCAAAUAUUGACGAAGAUGUCAGACUCUAGAAGAUCUGGCCGUAGACAAAGAAAACAGGUGGAUUACAGUAAAUUUUGUGAUGUUGAAAGUGAAAACAAUAGUGAUGAUGAUUUUACAGAACCAACACCACCUAUAGCUAAAAGACCAAAGAUUGCAAAAGAAAAACCAAAAAAGGAACUUAAAUUAUCAAACAAUAAAAAGAAAAAUGAAGAAAGGGUUCCAUUAGAUGAUAAACUGUAUCAGCGUGAUUUGGAAUUAGCUUUAAAACUGUCUAAGAAAAGUUCGCAAGAAUCGGACUCAGUAGUGAACUCAGAAAAUGUAGAGGAUGUGAAGUGUGAUGAAGAAAGUGAAUUAAAGAAAGAUGAGGUGUCCAAAGAAAAUAACACCUCUGUAGAGAUCAAGGACCUGGAUAAAAAUGGCGGUGCAGACAAUGAGUUUGAUCCUGCAAGCAAUCCUGACAGUUUUGUUUCCUCUGAAAGUUCAGAUGAGGAGAGCGAAAGUGAGGAUGACUGUGAUUUUGUUCCUAGAGCUAAAAGAAAGACUACAUCAAAAGGAAGAAAUAAAGGUGUCGGAAGAGGUAAAAGGAAAAAUGUUGACAAGUCACCAGUCAAACCAAGAAUGAGUGCAACAGUUACCCCAGUUCACAGAGCUGGCAAAUUGACUCCUAAAGGUCGUGGAAGCAAACCACGUUGUACAGUUGGUUUCACUCCACCAGCGCCAGUAUCUGGCACCUCCCAUGCAAGCCUGGUGUCCAGUCCAUCACGGUCUAUCCGCAAACCAGCAUGGUGUUCACCUAGUCAAGGUUCAAACCCUCUUGGUGGAGUGACAUUAAAAUCACCAAAUGCACCAUUGAGGCUGGGACUUUCCAAAAAUGUUCGUGUCAAACCACUGCACCCACAUGUUAAAUAGUAGGUGCUGACCACCAUGAAUGUAUGAUCACAA
This is a messenger RNA of Saccoglossus kowalevskii, 1028 nucleotides long. Its product is annotated as RAD51-associated protein 1-like. The record is from RefSeq and is a predicted model, not a curated record. Gene Ontology annotation, biological process: interstrand cross-link repair; double-strand break repair via homologous recombination. Gene Ontology annotation, molecular function: double-stranded DNA binding; single-stranded DNA binding. NCBI's taxonomy places the organism in Eukaryota, Metazoa, Hemichordata, Enteropneusta, Harrimaniidae.